AAAGUAUUUUGUGUUGUAGAAUUAUUAUUUGUUCGUUUUAUAUUAUGAGGAUUACUUAGUGUUUGGGGAGUUUUAGUUUUCUGUUGUUUGAUCCAUUCAACUUGAAUAAUUAACGUACAAACCAGUACAAACGGGUCAUAUGUAAUGAAAAUUGUUUUUACCAUUUAAUGCACGUGUUUGCACUUUAAUUCAAUAAAAAUACAGAGAAAAAGAGUACAAUGGAUUCAUUAGAGGAAGAAAAUGUAGACUGUGUAGACUACGAAAUAAAUCUAAAGGAGAUUUUGGAUAAAGUAGAACGACAAGUAGACUUUUAUCGAGAAAACAGUGCCACGCUAAGAGAAGCUCUAUCAAAAUUAAAUAUCCUCAAAGAAGAUUUAUGUUCAGAAUACCAAAAUAAGUUAAACAAACUUGCACAAUACCAAGAAAUGUUUGGAACAACUGAUUGCAAACCUGAAUCCAUUGCCCUUUCACACAUAGAUCAAUUAAGAAAACAAAACGUUUAUAUGGCCAAAGUGAAAACCUGUAGGAAAAUGUAUAUAAAUCUGAAUGAAAAACUCACCAAAGACAUUAAAAAAUUAAAAAGUGAGUAUGCACAUUCCAAAGAAAAAAUAGAAUGUUUUUUACAAGUAUCUAAUGACGAAAUUAAAGCUCAUCAACUUAAGAUUCAAAGAUAUGAAGAACAGUUAGCAAAAUUUGAAGAAAAAUACCCAUGGCUAAAGAAUCCGGAAUUGGAUUUGAAUAAUAUAACUAAAGAGAUUCAGGCACUUAAUCAAUUAAAAGAAAAGAAAAUAAAAUUAAUGAAAGAGAUGGAUGUGUACCAAGGACUGAAACCUGACAUUACUGAAGCUCGCGAGCAAUUAGAAGAUAUUAAGAAGAAAUAUAACGAAUUAAAUAAUUCAUUUAAUACCUAUAACAAUAUUAAGAAUUUUUGAUAUUUUUUUAGAUUUUUUAU
Molecule: messenger RNA, 952 nt
Organism: Agrilus planipennis (emerald ash borer)
Lineage: Eukaryota; Metazoa; Arthropoda; Insecta; Coleoptera; Buprestidae
Exons: 4
Coding region: 219-932 (237 amino acids)
Biological process (GO): spindle assembly
Cellular component (GO): HAUS complex; cytosol
Source: RefSeq, a predicted model, not a curated record